Xiphophorus maculatus (southern platyfish) is the source of this 1744-nucleotide messenger RNA. Its product is annotated as glutamate-rich protein 6. The transcript has 9 exons. The coding region runs from base 404 to 1732 and encodes 442 amino acids. NCBI's taxonomy places the organism in Eukaryota, Metazoa, Chordata, Actinopteri, Cyprinodontiformes, Poeciliidae. The record is from RefSeq and is a predicted model, not a curated record.
UUCAGUGCACCGCUGGUGCAAAGGUAAUCCACAACGGGAUGAUGAGAUUUCAGGUAAAAGAAGUCUACUUUAAGGGACCUUUGUGUGUAUUUCUCUUUGUGUCUGCUACACACACACACACACACACGCACGCACACACCCUCAUGCAGCUCCGUUAUUGUUCUCUGGUUGCUAAGUUACACCAGGGGGCAAAACAGGCUGUUUUUAUUUGACCGUAUUGUGCCUGAUGCAACUUUUUGUGGUUUCUCUGCUCACCCCUGCUUCACAAUGAGUCAAGACUAUCACAGACAUGAUGCAAACACCCGGCUCGCCAGGCAAAUCAACUGAGAUGGAGAAAAAAACAAAUCCUGCAGACGUCUGGAGAGAACUGACCCAAAUCUAGAGUUACUGCACGAGAGCAAAUAUGGAGCCAAACUCUAGCAGGGAAACCUCAUCAGACAUUCUCACAAUCCUCACAUAUGAUGGGAGGACUGUCACCAGAAUCAACGUUGCCACACAAACAGGCAGCAGACAUGGAGACCCAGACUUUGUGCCAAAAUAUGCUUCUUUGCCUAAGAAGAAAGAAGAUUAUGACAGUUCAGAGCAGAGAGCUGACGAUGAGAGUGAGUUGAAGAUAUCCCCAGAUAAUGAAAUGUUGGAUUUGCACAGCAAGGGAACUCCCCACUCUCCUACAGCCUGCCAAGAAGGAACAGUAGAGACCUUAACUAAUCUUGACAAGGGAGAGUCAGAUGGAGAGUCAGAAAAAGAGGAAGAUCAAAGGUCAGUACACACCCCCCAGGAGCAUGAGCUGCAGUCAAAAGAGGAUUCAAAUGAAGCAGGUUGCACAUACUCUGGAUCAUAUUGCAAGCAAAUUAAGGUUUUACCAUCAUUUCCUUUAAUUCAUCUGUGUUGUGAAAUCUUUAACAUUACAGGACAAGUAGAAGUUUAUGACAUCUCAAGUGAUUUUUCGGAUUACGACUGGUUCACCACAGAAAUGGUGACAUUGGAGGAUGAAACAGAAAUAAGCUACAACAGCAUCUUCUCUUUCAAUGUGAGGAAGGAGAGACUAAAGGAGUUGCCGCUUGUCAGACGCUACAAAAAUGGCAAAAUAUUCAUUUUGGUCUUUCAAGAUGGAACUGGACAUGUGUGCUAUCCAUCGGGAAGACUUGCCAUCCUCGUGGCAACAUCGCAUUCAACCAACUCGUCUUGUGUGGUGGUUCUGGAGAAUGAAAUCGAUGAGCCACCGAUUAAGGCGCUUUUUACCAGCAGAGAGCAGACCUGUUUUCAUGAGAAUGGCAACAUUUGGGUUAAUCUUACUUCAAGAGGAGGUACGUUGUUCAGUGAGACGGGAGAUCUGAAGAAACACUGGAAGUGGCAGGAGAAUGAGCAACAUGUUCAUGCUCCCCCCUGCCAGCCCAUGCACCUCACCCUAAGCCCUUUCCUUAAAGUCCACAUCAAAUCCCAGGAAGAUAUCAGCAUCCUUUUCAACUCCAAUAAACACAGCGUGGAGGUCCACAAAGUGGCUAGUGUGAACACGAAACAUGUCAGAAAGAAAACAGCGCCAGUGGCUGAGUCGCUUCAGUCUUAUCUGAAGCAGAAGAGUCCAGAGAUCAAGGCGCUGCUCCAGAACCUCCAGUCCCUCGUCACCGAUCAAAGCAGCGCAACUCCGUCGAAGGUCAACCCUCAUCCUGCAGAUGGAGAGGCAGCAGCUGCCAGUGAAACGGCAAUACUCUGCCAAGAAGACCCCCCAUAGCGGACAAUGUCC